This is a messenger RNA of Paramecium octaurelia, 1056 nucleotides long. The record is from the annotation of a GenBank genome assembly. NCBI's taxonomy places the organism in Eukaryota, Ciliophora, Oligohymenophorea, Peniculida, Parameciidae.
AUGUCAGAAUACUUUUCUAAAUUAGUAUUGAUUUCUUCUUAACUUUUAGUUUAGAGCAUCCAGUCCUAAGGCUAACAUGCGUCACUCCUAAAGUAUGUAAACAAUCAAUUGUACGAGUUAGGAAAACAAAUCCCUAAAGAUUUUGCUUAACAAAUCCUUGACAAUGACAUUAUAUUAGUCUUAAGUGAAUACACAAACGAUGAUGCUCUUAGAAAUCUAAUUAAUUUGUAUAUGGUAAUUUUCUUUCACAUUUAUAUUCAGCUAGGAGUAGAACACUUUAAAGAAAUACAAGAUUAAUCAUACAAAUAUUUUCAAAUUCAAUUGAAUAAAUUAAUACUCAAUCCCGUUGUCACUCAGCCGUCAGUACCUCCUUAAUAGAAGCCUCAGGAAUCUCCAAAAAUUCAGAAAAAAAAUCUGCCUCCCCCUAAAAUAGAUGUUAAUAUUCAUCAAAACGAUUAAGAAAAUUAAGAUCAAUAAUAUUCAAAGACUGCUGUAGUUAUGCGAGAUACUAAAGCUUCUACGUUCCAUUUUAAUGAAGACUCUGUUACUGAAACACUCAAUUAGAAAAUAAAUAAUAAGCAUAGCAUUAAUAACACCUCAAGUGUUGAUUUUGAUAAUGAAUAAUUCCAAAAUGAUGUACAUAAUAGAGUGUAAUCACAAUAAGACGAACGAAAAGAAAAUAUGACAUUAGAUUUGAAGCAAUAGCUAUUUUUGUUUGAUGAAAAUAAAGAAGCAAGUGAUUUAAUCGAUUAAUACAAAAGUGAUUAAUAAAAAAUUGAAAAAAUUAAAAAUGAUUAAAUAAGUAAAUAAACAACAGCUUUCCUUAUGAAAUUAUCACAAAGAAACAAUAAAAAAAAAAUGAAUACCUAAAUAGUUACCAAUAUUAAUAGGUAUAACUCACAACCUGCUUUACAAAAUCAAAAUGGAUAUAAUUCUGAAUAACGUCCUAUAGAGGAGUAAAUAAUAUUAGAAGAUAAAAAUGAAUCCAGCUCUAAAAUCACCUCUAGCGACAAGAAUACUAAAAAAUUUUAAUUUGAUGAAUUAUAGGAUAGUUGA